Molecule: messenger RNA, 243 nt
Organism: Phaeoacremonium minimum UCRPA7
Lineage: Eukaryota; Fungi; Ascomycota; Sordariomycetes; Togniniales; Togniniaceae
Product: putative myb dna-binding domain-containing protein
Exons: 4
Coding region: 1-243 (80 amino acids)
Source: RefSeq, a predicted model, not a curated record
AUGAGAGAUGCUGGUUCCAGCUGGGCCGAGAUUGCAAAGACCUUUCCCACAAGAACAGAAGGAAGCGUUAAGAAGCAUUGGUACAAGGAUAUGCACUACGCCGAGUUCGCCGAAGACGAGAGCCAAGCCUUGAUGAACGCCAUCAAAGAAUACGAGAAUAACAAGUGGAAAGUCAUUGGUCAGAAAGUUGGCAAACCAGCCAAGGUCCGUGCUAUUUACACCUCAACCCUCCGUUCUGGUUGA